GCAAUCUCUGAAAAUAUGCAAUCUCUGAUGGCAUCUUUGCAGAACGUGGAGGCAUCUAGAAAGCAAGACCUUGAGAUCCUCAGAGCAGAGAUGCAGGGCAAAAUAAGCAAGGAUUUGGAGGCAGCAAAGAGGUCCUGGUCUGAGGAGAACCUGUUGGACAUCGGCAAUCAACUAGUGAACACUCAGAGGAAGAUUGUUGUAUUUGCAGAGGAGCUGCAAGCGCAAGGCAGGGUGCAGGGGGAUGCAGACAUGACGGAGUCCCUGAAGAAGGAGAAUGAAUUGCUGCGUGUACAACGGUACAAAGUUGAUGUCACCCUUGAUGCUGACACGGCUCAUCCGAGGCUGCAAGUGUCAAAAGAUGGGAAGAGUGUGAUUGACACUGGUGCAAUCAGAAGGGUGCCCAGCAAGAAGGAGAGAUUUGAUUCCCACGCUUUUGUGUUGGCAAAGGAAGCUUAUGCAUCUGGGAGACUCUACUGGGAAGUGGAUGUUGGAAAGAGGAGAAACUGGAUCUUGGGUGUUGUCCAGAAUACUGUGACACGCAAAGGGACUUUGGUUCUUUCUCCUCAGAAUGGCUUCUGGGCCAUAGGGUUGACAGAUGGGCGAGACUAUUGGGCUUACACGGAUCCUUGGACCCGUUUGACUGUGGGUGGGAGACCACGAAAGAUUGGGAUCUUCCUGGAUAUCUUAGCCAAGAAGCUGUUAUUUUACAAUGUCCACCAGAAAAAUGCUUUGUAUAUUUUUUCCUUUGAUAAUGACUGCAGCCAGGAAAUGAAGCUCUUUCCUUUCUUCUCUACAGGUUCUAUUACAGUAAAGGUUGAUUUUGAGCCUCUACAAAUAGUACAGGGGUUUGAUGAUGAUGAGAAGCGAAGGGAUGAAGUGAGAUUGCACAUCUAAUGUCUGGCUGAAAUCCAGAGCCAUAGGUCUGACAGCACUGUAUUUAACCCCAUGCUUUGUUCCACCAAAUCUGAAGUUGCUAAAAGAUGGUUUCAUCACUGCUUGCUGAGCCUUAUCUGAUCCAUUUCUGUAGGAAGACCUGGAUUUCAUGCCACUGAAAUACUUUUAAUAUCUUUGUGCAAAAGUGGUCUGUUGUUCUAGAGUGGGAGAAGUAUCUGAUGAACAGAACCAUCCCUUCCUAAAAAUACCUCUGACUUAUGUUUCUAGAUGGUCACCAGUCACAGCAGAUCCUUCCUGUCAUUAGCAAGUAUGCCUUGCCUUCUGAACACCACUUGCCUGAUGUCUUAUCAGUGUUUCUUGAGAGGCUGUGUGAAACACAGUCCUACCCGACCGGUUUGGGGAUGUAGUCCUGUGCUGGGUCUUGCUGGGAUGACAUUAGCUUUCCCUGCAGCUGCCCAUACAGUACUGUACUUUGCACUUGUAGCUAGAACAGCACUGGCAUCACACCAGUGUUGGGUCUACUGCUGCACAAUACCGGCACUGCAUCAGGAUUCCCUCCAACCCCAGAAGAGCCAGCAGUCUGGGGGUGGGCAAGUGAUGGGGAGGGGACAUCCCUAGGGCAGCUGACCUAAAGCAACCAAAGGGAUAUUCCGUGCCAUAUGAUGUCACACUCAGCAAUAAAAGGUGGGAAAGAAAAAAGGCUGGAGGAGAGGGGGGUGAGGAGGGAGGGGAAUCUCAUUGUAGAAACAUUUGUCCUCUGCUACGUGUAUUGAGGCCCUGCUUCCCAGGAUGUGGCCGAACAUUGCUCACUGAUGGCAAGGAGAGAAUAACUGCUUUUCUAUCUUGGUGCUUCUGCACGGCCUACUUUUUUUGUUGUUGUUGUUUGUUUAUAUCCCUUUUCCAUUUAAUUAAAUUGUCUUUAUCUCAAA
Messenger RNA from Anas platyrhynchos (mallard), 1823 nucleotides. The record is from RefSeq and is a predicted model, not a curated record. Lineage: Eukaryota; Metazoa; Chordata; Aves; Anseriformes; Anatidae.